AUGGCGGUCUUGGGGAUUGACAUCGGCACGCAAAGCAGCGUGCUCGCCACUAUUCAUAAAGGGUCUGUCUCAGUGGUUCGAACGGAAUUGGCGGACAGGUUGACACCUUCGUUAGUUCUCUUUGCCCAGGGGCACCGCCUCAUGGGUGAUCAUGCUGCACCUCUGGUGAGAAGUCAGGCGAAGGCCUGCUGCCGUGGUUUCAAGAACCUUUUGGGUGAGGCGUUUUCUGGAUCGUCGCGCGUCGAACGAGAGAGGAUGUUUCAACUCGCGGAAAUUGCGGAGGCUCCUGGGGGUGUCGCUGGCUUCAAAGUAAUGGUGGGAGAUGCCGAGGAAGUCAUCUCUGCCACUCGUGUCUGCGCCGCCCUUUUAACCAAACUCAAACAGGUGGCGGAGGUUUCCACACAGCGACCUGUAGGGGAGGUUGUAAUUGCCUGUCCUGCAUGGUUUCGAGAGGCGAAUCGAGAGGCUCUCCUUGAUGCUGCGCAAAUUGCUGGUCUUCCUUGCCUCCGGAUUAUUAGUGACAUGACUGCAACUGCAUUGGAUUAUGGCCUUUAUCGUCGCCAGCACUUCUCGGAUGCAAAGACGAUCGUGGCGUUUGUGUCAAUUGGUCAUUCGACGGCGUCAGUGUGUAUUUCGUCUUUCACCUCCUCUGGAGCCGAGGUUCUCGCUCAAGUUUCGAAUCCUGAUUUGGGAGGAAGAGACAUGGAUCUAUUAAUUGCAGAGCAUUUUGCAAAAGCAUUUGAAAAGAAGCAUGGCAUGAAUCCUAUGACAAACGUCAAAGCGAAGCUCAAGCUGGAGGAUCAGGCAGAGCGAGCCAAGAAGAUUCUUUCUGCAAAUAUCGAAACUACCUUUGCCGUUGAAUGCCUGAUGGACGAGAAAGACUGGUCGGGUCCAAUCACUCGCAAGCUUUUCGAGGAGCUGUGUCAAGACACUUUCAAGCCACUCCUCCUGAAGCUGCUUCAGCAGGCAAUCACUCUGAGUGGCGUGGAUUCCGCGGAUAUUGCACACGUCGAGGCCAUCGGCGGCUGCACUCGCAUUCCCUGGAUUCAACGCUGCAUCAGCGAGGCUUUUGGAAAGGGCAUUUCGAGGACGCUGGUUGGAGAUGAAUGUGUAGCGAGAGGCUGCGCCUUGCAGGCGGCCAUGGCUUCUCUGCACUUCAAAGUAAGGGAGUUCGACUUCAGCGAGAAGCUGUGGUAUCCCUUGUCUAUCACAUGGUCUGGAGAAGGCCCUCUCUCGGUGUCUUCCUGCACCCAACCCCAACCAGCGGACGGCACUGCUUGUUCUGACAGCCUCCCCCCUGUUGGCUCGCACGAGAUCGAGCUGCCAGUGGGCACGCCUACGAAUUCUUUGAGGAAAAUCACCUUUUUGAGGAGCGGCUCCUUCGAUCUGCGCGUCGCAUACAAGGAUUUGGGCAGGGACUGCAAGGCUGCUGAUCUGGGGGGUUGCCGCGUGGAGCUGCCUGAGGGAUGCGGCCCCCGCGAAGUGCAUGUAUUCUGCUCUUUGAAUUACAACGGACUCGUGCGUUUCCCGCGUGCCUGCAUGAAGAGUCUGGAAGCGGAUGUGGCAGACGCAUCUGCUGAGCAGGGAGAUUCAGCGGCAGGGGCAGCAGCAGGGGGAGAAAGCUCCGAGGUUGAGCAACAACCCCCCCUCGCAGACCCCGCCGCUGGCUCGCCUCAGGCACCUCCUCCUGCCAAGACAGUGACGGAGGUGCCUGUGCACAGGAUCCCUUGCGCCAGCCGCUUGACGGAAAAGGAGCUGCAGACGUAUCGGGAGCUGGAACUGCAGAUGGAAAAUGAAGAUCGCAGGUUCAAGGAGAUUCAGGCGCGGCUCAACGAGCUCGAGACGGAGGUGUAUGCUGUACGCGACGAUCUGGGUGGUCCACUUUCUGUGUUUGCGUCGAGCGAGGAAAAGGCUGCCCUCCUCAAGCUUUUGGAGGACCUCGAGAUGUGGGUUGGUGACCAUCAGGAUGAUCCGAAGCUCACAAAGAGCGCCAUCGGGGAGAAUGAUCAAGCGCUGAAAAAGCUUGCAGGUCCUGUACAGUACAGGCGGCAACAGAGCGAACUGAGACAAGUCGCAGUCAACAAGCUGCGAGCAACCAUCCAGGAGAGUCGGCAAGCUGCAACAGGAGGGUCUCCCGAUUACGCACAUAUCGAGCUCCCGAAGAUGCAGCAACUGUUGCAGGCAGCAGAGGCGGACGAGGCGUGGCUAAACAGAGUGCUUGAAGAGCUGGCUGCCAUUCCACUCUUCAAGGACCCUUCAAUCCUUGCGGAGCAGAUCGAUCAGCGAUGUUCAGACCUGGAGACACUUGCGAAAAAGAUUCUUUCUACGCCCAAGCCUAGACGUGAGGACUCAGGAGUGAACGAGGUUUCUUAUAGGGAAAGCGGGGGAGAAUGA
Cyclospora cayetanensis is the source of this 2394-nucleotide messenger RNA. RefSeq names its product heat shock protein 105 kDa. The transcript is spliced from 11 exons. Gene Ontology annotation, biological process: protein folding. Gene Ontology annotation, cellular component: cytosol; nucleus. Lineage: Eukaryota; Apicomplexa; Conoidasida; Eucoccidiorida; Eimeriidae. The record is from RefSeq and is a predicted model, not a curated record. Gene Ontology annotation, molecular function: ATP-dependent protein folding chaperone; ATP binding. Bases 1 to 2394 code for a protein of 797 amino acids.